AUGAAGCAACAUGGAAAAAAGAAAAAAGCUGAAAGUACUGGAAAAACAUUAGCCUACUUGUUACCAAUACUUGAACGUUUGUUAUACCUAUCAUCAAACAGUCCAGCAGUAACAAGAGUAUUAAUAUUAGUACCAACACGUAAACUUGUUGGUGGUCUUGAUUUACAAGUUCAAGAAGCAAUGCUACUUGAAAAUCUAGAUAUUGUUAUUGCAACACCUGGUAGAUUGAUUGGUCAUAUUAAAGAACGUGAGGGUGAUCGUGAGGCAGUUUUAGCAGCAUCAAUAUGUCGUACAUUUCAUGAUCAUACAUAUUACUUGGUUUAUUGA
Molecule: messenger RNA, 327 nt
Organism: Aphidius gifuensis
Lineage: Eukaryota; Metazoa; Arthropoda; Insecta; Hymenoptera; Braconidae
Product: probable ATP-dependent RNA helicase DDX27
Exons: 3
Coding region: 1-327 (108 amino acids)
Molecular function (GO): nucleic acid binding; ATP binding
Source: RefSeq, a predicted model, not a curated record